Eruca vesicaria subsp. sativa (arugula) is the source of this 964-nucleotide messenger RNA. The record is from the annotation of a GenBank genome assembly. Lineage: Eukaryota; Viridiplantae; Streptophyta; Magnoliopsida; Brassicales; Brassicaceae.
AGAUCAUCUAAAUAAAACUAAAAGAGAGACGGAACAUCUUUCACUUCAGAGUCUCUCAUCUCACCAAAGAGCUGUGUUUCAACGAAACCCUGUUUCUUCGUUCUGUCUUCUGUACAAUGGCGCCGAGGAAGAGUAAGGCAGAGGGAGAGGAAAAGGCGAAACCUUUGGCGCCGACUUCGUCGAGAGUGACUCGGAGCAUGGAUCGUCGAACUCGAAGUGCGACUCAGCAAAACGGCGCUAAAGCAACCGGAUCCGUAACCAAGGAGGUGAAGGUUGCGUCUCCGAAGAGGAAGAAAGCGUCUACUGAGACUGGUAGAGGAGCUAAGAAGGCGAAGAAGGAAGAGGAAGUUGAGAAAGAGGAAGAAGCUGAAGAGGUUGAAGAAGACUCGACGAAAGUCAAGAUUGUUAUUGAACACUGUAAACAAUGCAAUGCUUUCAAGACAAGGGCUAUUCAGGUGAAGGAAGGUCUGGAAGGAGCUGUUCCUGGCGUCACUGUGACUCUUAACCCUGAAAAGCCAAGGCGUGGUUGCUUUGAGAUCCGGAAGGAAGGUGGCGAAACAUUCAUCAGUCUUUUGGAGAUGAAACGUCCAUUUGCUCCAAUGAAGGCUCUUGAUAUGGAAGAAGUCAUCGAGGACAUCAUAAAGAAGAUUAAAUGAGAGACCUGCAAGUAGGCUUUUCAUGUGCCAUAUCUGCCCUUUGUUUCAACCUUGCCCUCAGUUUAAUCAACUAGGAUUCUGUAGAAGACUUUCUAGAGCAAUUUCAGAUUUAUUAGGAUCACUUUUAUUGUUUCGGUAUGAGCAUUGUAAGUGCUGUCUCUCGUUUUUUUUUUGCAAUGCAUGAUUGGCUUAGUUGAUCUGUUUUUGUUUGUGGGAUUAACUCGUAUUUGUAUGGCUACUUUGAUUCAACUUCUUGCGUGGAGCAAACCGAUGCAGACAUGUUUUGUUUUUUCGUGUUGAGAUCAAGC